Aureobasidium pullulans EXF-150 is the source of this 1576-nucleotide messenger RNA. RefSeq names its product putative zinc metallopeptidase. Bases 365 to 1576 code for a protein of 403 amino acids. The record is from RefSeq and is a predicted model, not a curated record. NCBI's taxonomy places the organism in Eukaryota, Fungi, Ascomycota, Dothideomycetes, Dothideales, Saccotheciaceae. The transcript has 2 exons.
UGCCUUACACCCGUAGAGCGCGUUUCCAAAAAAUGCCUGAGACUGCUAACACGCAAUCCAUCGUCGUAGUCGUCUUGGCGCCUUCCAUCUAGGUUGGUCGUGUGUUGUGCGGCCUCGCCACUGCUUACGAAGUCUCAAAUAACUUCAACCGGCCCUUGUCGUGUUGUAACAACUCAACACCAAGCAUUGUAUCUCAACGUGAUGGAAUCGAAAAGACCCUGGCACGCUGUGAAUGCACUUUCUGAGAGUCACUGAUCCUGCUACAGGUGCACGUUCACAGCAGCAAUCAGCUUCUUGCACCACCGCUUCUCACCACUGACUCCUUCUGCGCCGCGAAGAGACACUGACACUUUUCAAAGCCACAAUGUUUCCUGGUGGUAACAACAUCAGGAUUGGUGGUCCUUCGAACCACCAAAAAUCAUAUCCGUCGUCUUUUCAAGAACAUGAUUCGCUUUUUGGCUCCUACGAACAUCUUAUGGACUGUCCCCAGCCCGAGGAAGCACUUCUCCGCCUGCGAAAGAUAGCAUCUCUCGUCAAGCCUCUCAUGAGGAAGCGCUCUUGGAAGGUCAAGGUCCUGACUGAGUUCCUCCCUGAUGAUCAGCGCUUACUGGGCCUGAAUAUCAACAAGACCUUCAAGAUCUGUGUACGCCUUCGCUAUACACAUAACCCGGGAACCUUCCUACCAAUUGAAGAAUGCGUCGACACGCUUCUACACGAGCUGUCUCAUAUCAUCUUCGGCGACCAUGACUCCAAUUUCCACGCUCUCUGGGACGAGCUCAGAGACGACCACGAAACCCUUGUCCUCAGAGGCUACACUGGUGAAGGUUUCUUGACUGGCGGUAAGAAGCUCGGUGGUGGCCCCGUGCCUCCACAGCAUGAAAUGAGGCGUUUGGCACGCGCCAAUGCGGAGAAGCGCCGAGUACUCCAAAAGGGAUCUGGCAGGACUGUUGGUGGAAAGAGAGUACCUCAAGGAGCAGAUCUUCGCAAGAUUCUGGCGGAUGCAGCAGAUCGAAGGGCUACUGUUGAUCGCGGUUGCGCAUCCGGUACCGCUCAGGCCAACAACCUGGCAGAACAAGCCGGCAGACACACAUUCAAGACCAAGGCAGAAGAAGACGAUGCUAACAAUCGCGCUAUUGCCGAGGCAUUGAUGGAUCUGAUGGAGGAAGAAGAAGCACAGAAAAUGAAGGGCACUUUCAGCACACCUUCACCAACCGGUGGUUUGACCUGGUCUAAAGAGCAUGGUCUUGCCACGACAGGACCAGAUUUGACUGGUGGUGAUGCACCUCGGAACGAGGAAGAACAACUGGACUGGGCAUGUCAAGUGUGCACUUGUAUCAACUUGCAGACGCAUUUGGCAUGUGAUGCCUGCGGUGUGGAGCGCCCAGCGUUCAUGGUUUCGCCUGCUCCCUCUGGCACUGUCGGCCGCAAAAACAAUGGGCAACCAACGCCAGCAUACGCAGAUAAAAGGGAGGCUAAGAAAGAAACCCCGGGAUGGCAUUGUCGCGAGUGCGGGACCUUUGUGGAGCACAUGUGGUGGUGUUGCACACUCUGCGGUCUGAUGAAGGAUCGCUCGUGA